AUGGACGGUAACACUAACAGCACCGGCACUGAACCAAGCGUAGCGGAGUCCGUGGCCAGAAUUAAUUCUCUGGCUAUGGUUUUCAUGCGCCUGAUUGCAGAGGAAGAACAACAACAACAAGCCAUCCCUCAAAUCGCUAUCUUUAAUUCGCCGACCAGCUCCGUCGCCUUCUUCCAAUUCCCAAUUGGCGGCGACAAAUCUGGGCCUUUACCGGCAUCGAAAGAGUCGAUAGACGCGAUGCCAAGAAUAAUAGUGACUGAAGAUCGCGUUGAGGACUGCCCAAUUUGUUUGGACGAGAUGAGUAUCGGCGGCGAGAUUCGGGAGAUGCCGUGUAAACACGGAUUUCAUUCCGGUUGUAUAGAAAAGUGGUUGGGUAUCCAUGGGUCGUGCCCGAUUUGUCGGUUUGGGAUGCCUGUGGAGGAUGAUGGUGUCGGUAGUGAAGAUGGGCAGCGCCAGAGAAGGCCGACGACUGGUUUCGGUUGGAUUAUUACUAAUAAUUUUAUAGAUUCUGCCGAUGCUGGGCCUUUGUCAUCGGGUUCGGAUCCUGGGUCAGAGAAUUCGGAUUCCAGUGGGAGGUGA
Jatropha curcas is the source of this 579-nucleotide messenger RNA. The record is from RefSeq and is a predicted model, not a curated record. Lineage: Eukaryota; Viridiplantae; Streptophyta; Magnoliopsida; Malpighiales; Euphorbiaceae.